GUGUGGCAUAAAUAAAUAUUUAUAUAUGUUUUAUAAGUUUUCCUUAUAUGUGAUUAUUUUAAACUUCUGAUCCCAUUUUCGUCCGUGUGCACUUCAGAAAUUCAUCGCGUUAACCAGAAACUAUUAUUUUGCAUUAAACACAGCUUUUUUCAUUCUGAGCACAAUGAAAGAUAUUUUACGGCUGUUUCUUUAAACCAGGACGAGUGAAAUUUCAGAUUCUGUUUGAAUUUGCUUUCCAAAACAGCUUCAUUAAGUGAGGCCAAUUCAGGAGAUUGAUGUCAGAUUUAAGCUGGAAUUCAAGCAUUUAAUGUGAAGAGGUGUUUCGUGGGGUUCGAUCGAUGAAGUGCAACGCGUGCUGGCGAGAGAUCGAGGGACGGGCGAUAGCAACUGCUUGCGGCCAUAUCUUGUGUACAGAAGACGCUGGGAGAAUCUUAAGCACCGACUCAUCAUGUCCUAUUUGCGACCAAAUUUUGUCCAAAAACCUUAUGAAGUCGGUUGAUAUUAACCCUAGCGAUGAAUGGAUGAAUAUGGCCAUGGCGGGCGUUCCGCCUCAGAACAUCAUGAAGAGCGCCUACAAAGGUGUAGCUUUUUGGUUAGGACAAAAAGAUGUCGAAAUGCAAGCCACGGUAAGCAAAGUUUUACAGCAGUACCGAGGUAAAUGCGAAGAAAUGCAGACUAAAUUUACAGAAAAGCUCGAGCAAGUUCACACUGCGUAUCAGAAGGCCGUUAAAAAGAUUCAUCUCAUGCAACAAGAAGUCGAAUCCUUGUCUAAGGACAAAGAGGAACUUCAAGAGAAGUAUGCGGAAAAAUCAAGGCAGAAACGAAAGCUGGAGGAGAUGUAUGACGCACUAAGAAACGAAUACGAGCAAACAAAGCGCUCGGCCAUACAACCUAGAAAUAAUUUUCUACAAAGAACAGCACAAGAUGAUUUGUUCUCAAGUCCAGCUAAUUUGUUGGAUGUUAGACCCGCACAACAAGGACAAGAUGAAUUGGAUGGUUCCAAUAUUACUCCUGUAACUCCAGGAAACUCGAACGACUUCUGGAAUCCUCCGCGACAAAGAAGCAAAACUAGCCCUGUAAAUGUCUUCGACAUUGCUGCCGCAGGUCCGUCGGCAAAAAGUGGAGCGGGCGCCGGUGGAAACAGGGCGAUAAAUGCGUCAUCUUUUGGAGCUUCAAAACAUUCAUUGUUCACGCCGGUCGGCAACAAUCCUUCAAAUGCUUUGAGAAAUCUGAUUCUUUCGCCAAUGAAGCGACAGGCUGCUUCUCGCCUUCGUCCCCAAGGAUUCACAUCAUAAUUCUAGAGAGCAAAUAUGUUUUUCCAGCUUCUAUGAAGGCAAUUAUUCUUAAUGGUGGAGAUCCUUAGUGUUGAUGCUUAUAACAAUAUGGAUUGCCUUUGCUGUAUAAAAUUGCUGAGUUUACUGGUUUUGGCAAUGUAAUAAUUUGAAUUUAGUUA
Messenger RNA from Cryptomeria japonica (Japanese cedar), 1453 nucleotides. RefSeq names its product E3 ubiquitin-protein ligase CCNB1IP1 homolog. Lineage: Eukaryota; Viridiplantae; Streptophyta; Pinopsida; Cupressales; Cupressaceae. The record is from RefSeq and is a predicted model, not a curated record. The transcript is spliced from 10 exons. Gene Ontology annotation, biological process: chiasma assembly. The coding region runs from base 339 to 1295 and encodes 318 amino acids.